Messenger RNA from Prosopis cineraria, 1441 nucleotides. RefSeq lists its product as uncharacterized. NCBI's taxonomy places the organism in Eukaryota, Viridiplantae, Streptophyta, Magnoliopsida, Fabales, Fabaceae. The record is from RefSeq and is a predicted model, not a curated record. Gene Ontology annotation, biological process: defense response to fungus. The transcript is spliced from 5 exons. The coding region runs from base 183 to 1271 and encodes 362 amino acids.
GAAGGUUGAAGGUGCAUGGAAAAGCACAAGAUACUUCGUACGAAAUUUCUUGGGUCGACGCGGAAAGAAAAAGUGUUUUUACUGGGUUGGACUCAAGAGGCAAGGCGGGAUCCAGAUCUGAGUAUGAAAUUUAGUUUGUCAGAAAGUUUAUUGGCUGAUGCUUCAGUUGAAUCGGUGAAGGCAUGGCGUUGGAGCUGGUUGGGGGAGCUGUUUUGGGACUUGUGUUUGAACAACUCCGAAAGGAAGUAUGGAGGACGAAGAACAACGUCGUGACGUUCAAACCCAAAUUGGAGGAACUUGAAGAAACACUCGAUCUGUUAUGUCCUGUCAUCGAAGAGAUUGAAGAACUAAAUAGACGAUUGAAGGGACCAGAUUACAGAAGAGAAACUUUUGCCUUGUGGAGCUUGCUAGAAGAUGGUACGAAGCUUGUUUCCAAGUGCUCCAAAAUACGAAGCUGGGACAUUCCCAAACUGUAUCGUCACAAGGAGAAGCUGAUGGAGCUGGAGAACAAAAUCCUGAGGUUCCAUAGCCUUCACUUGCAAGCUCACAUGGCAAGGGAUCAGAAGCAGACAUUGUUGAUGGUGAAACGCAUAUCCAUGUCUCUCAACCUGGCUCCUGAUCGUGAAGGCUAUCCAAGUCUUAAUACUGCGGAGGUUCUCUCCUUCGGAGCCACCGAACUCACAGUCUUUGUCUAUUUCCGUGGUGAUCGUGGGAAGCAGAAGGCGUUGAAACGCUUAUCUGGGAUCAGGGGAGUUGAUUCAGUAUCAUUGAACGCGGAGGAGCAAAUGUUCACUCUGAGUGCGGCGGCUAUAGAUACAGUCCAUACAGUGAUGAGUCCAAUGAAGAAGUGUAUUUGGACAGCCAUACGGUCAGUGGGACCAGCCAAAAGAAAGAACCAACAACAGCCUUUGAGGAUUUCAGAAUAUGAGGAUGAGAAGAACGAGAAUGGUGUUGGUCCUUCUUCUACUUCUCAUGAACCAACGAGAGCUGCUGAAAAGAUGACAACACAAAGUGAGCCUCCGUUAUCACAACUUCCUCACAUAGUUGAAGCAGUUGCUGCUAAAUUUGAGGCCAAAGAAGAACAAUUGAGAGCUGAGAAUGAAGCACGGGAGGAAGCACUGAGAGCCCAGCUAGCUCAAAACCAGGAGUUCAUUAAGCAAAUGAUGUCUCGAUUGAACAUUCACGUUAGUGAAGAUAAUUUUGAAACUCAUGUCCCUGCAAUCAGUAGCGGAGCUGCCGGCUCUCCCUUAGGGGUGGAGAGAGAAGGGUGAACCGGUAGGUGCCACAGCUCUUCCUAAUUUUUUUAUUUUUUAAAUUAGUAGUGGGCAUUGUAACAGUCAGGAUUAAAUUCGUAGGAAAAACCCUACAGUACCUGUGUGGACAGUAAUCGUGUUAAAAAGUUAAUGAUCAAGGUUUAUUUUGCUAUAAAUUUAAAAAUUUA